This is a messenger RNA of Sycon ciliatum, 3318 nucleotides long. RefSeq lists its product as uncharacterized. The transcript is spliced from 12 exons. Lineage: Eukaryota; Metazoa; Porifera; Calcarea; Leucosolenida; Sycettidae. The record is from RefSeq and is a predicted model, not a curated record. Gene Ontology annotation, molecular function: protein binding. The coding region runs from base 257 to 2461 and encodes 734 amino acids.
GUAGUGACUGUCUACGUAUUAUUUUGUCUCCUGUCGAUCUCCUCUUCAUUCAGAAGUUACAUUCUUGGUCCUGGGAGGCGAAGUGAUUUGUAGCUGUGUUUUCAUAUUACCCUCUUGCCUGGGUAAGAUCAAAUAAUUGAUACUAGUAGCGUUGUUAUUCCCAGAGACGGUCAUUAUUUUGUUGGAGAGAAUCAGGCGAAAUCAGUAUAUUUUGUCAAGGAAUUGCUACAUGUACAUGGACCGAUAAUUUUUCAGGAUGUCAACUCUUCUGGGCAUGGCCAACUGCUGCAGACUGUGCGGAGCGUCGAGAGGCUUUUCAUGCAAUGGCAGGGUACUUAGCAGUUUCGCUCAGGCGAGAUUCUGUCUGGUCGUCAAUAGCCAGCGAUAUGCUUCUCACUCUGCUGAUCAGCAUGGACUGACAGGCUACGAAGCACGUUGUGAGAUAAGGGUACACCAUGCCAAAGCGCGCGUCAAGAUCAAAGAUUGGACACGGGCAGACAAGCUUGACAGGAUUGCUGAUUUUGUGUCGAAUAUGUCCAACCGAUCUAUUUCUACGGAGGUGCGCACUAUGAACGACAUCAUGAAAGCGUUUGGCACACGCACAGAAUACGUGCCGAACGCAUUCAAGCUGCUGGACAAGAUGCUAGCUGAUGGGAGGAAACCCAACUCUCGCACACUUGUGCAGCUGUUCAACAUGUGCGCCGUGCAUUUUCCGGAUCACUACAACCACGUACUGCACCUACACCGCAUGCUGCAUCGGCGCCAGAUCAAGGUUGAUCUGCCUGUGGCCAACGCAGCCAUCAAGGCCUUUGCCAAAUAUGGAGAUUCGACCAUGGCACUGAAGAUCUUUUUGGACAUGAGCAAGAAAGACAUGACAGUCGCUGGUGACGAAGAACCAGGCUUUGUCAGGGUGCCAUCGUCCAGUAGUAGAAGUAGGGAUAGUGAGGAAUCGGAUUUGGAUGGUGGACUUCAACCUGGUCAGAAGAUCAGCGAGUCAGGUGGUUCUGGCAUGUUUGAGGUACCUGUGGGCUUGGUCGCCGACUUGUUUACGCCGUACGCCGAGCUGAGACCGGACGUCUCCACCUACGUCUCCUUGCUCAAUGCUGCUGGACGUGAUUCUCGGCAUCGACUCUUCCGGCCGGCUAAGUUCCUGGCUGUGUACCUGCCCAAGUUGGAGCUGCAGUGGACACCGGAGCGGCGUCGACGCUAUUCCCUGCAGAUGGCUGAUGCCGUGUGGGAGCACAUGACUCAGCGCACUGACGUGCAGCUGGGACCUGAACUCUUUGUAGCCUAUCUAGCAGCCUAUAGAGAUGGCGGACGGGUAGACUUCAUGCCCUUACCCAAAGACUUCAACACGGAACGGCACAAGCAGCUGAUGCUUCAGAAAGGGCAACUGAGGCGCUACGACGCAUCGCACGAGCUGAUGAAGAUGACGGGAAGCAAGACUGCGGCUGAUUCCGAUCAGACGUACAAAGUGUCGCUGGACGACCAUCUCGACUUGGUGUACCCGGAUGACGACGACGACGCCAAGGCUGCCUUCUGGACGGACAACUUUGAGGCGCUGAAGGAGCCGCUCACCGGCGACGAGCAGGCCAAGCAGGACAAGAAGAUGGUGGUGCCGCUGGGCGACCCGGCCGAGUUCCUGCGCAUGAUGACGGCGAUGAGCGUGGGCCCCAGUCCCGCCGUGUUCAACGUGCUGUGGCAGUGCCGUGUCGCCGCCAUCACUGGUGGUCCCGUACACUCACGGCAGCCGCGCAAGCCCGAGGUACUUGCAGCAUUGGCCGCGCUCGACCCCACCGAUUUGGUGAGGCAGAUGGAAAAGUACCGCUGUGAACCAGACGAAAAAUUCUUUUCCGUUCUGCUGCGUCACCACGCCAUACUUCGAGACUAUGAAGGUGCUCUGCGGUUUCUGGACACUGCUCAGCGGUUCGGAGUGCAGCUAAGUACGAAGCACUACCGUGAGCUGGCGCAUGCAUGCACGUCGCCAGAGCAAGGCUACGACAUGCUUCUUGACAUGCAGGAACAUGGACUGAAGCCCGAUGCUGGCACUUACGAGUGUCUUGUGGUGGCUGCUCUCAAUCGUGCACACUACGCCUGGACACUUCAGAUCUUGAACCUCAUUCUGAAGGCUGUGCUGCAGCCUACUCCCCUCACUGUUGACAUGGUGAAGAAAGCCCUCACUAAAUACAGCCUUCCGAACCCAAACAUCCAAGAUCAAGCACAGCGUCUACACUACAUCAAACUAUAUCACUUCUUCUCGGGCAAAUUCCUGCCCUUUGUACAACCAGCGGAGGUCAGCCACGACGUCGAACCUGACGAAGAUGCCUCUGCUUUCCUCGGCCUGGAUGACAUGCCUGACGAAGAGGAGGAAAACGACAGCAGACCACGGUCAGAAGAAGACUUUGACGAGGACGAUGUGCCUCGGCGAUUUCGCCAGCGGAACCCUCUGGAUUCGUUAUGAGACAUCCUCUGCUUCAUUAACUUGUCCAUUCCUUUAUGUUGUGGGGCCGUUACACACUGCUACAUUAUGUACUGAUAAUGCUGAGCUGAUCUCUGUCCUUCUGCUGUGCAGAUGGAUCAUGCCGUGGCAUGGGCUGAACCCACUCCAGUCGUGGGUAUGGCCGGGCUGCACGUGUUCAUGGCUACGUGUGUCCUCAGCUGGCUCUGGGGACACAGCUGCUCCUGCGGUCAUGUAGCAUUGCUGCUGUCAGUAAACUGCUGUUAUGUUCCUAGACUGCGGCGUGCAGUCCUGUGCAUGCAUGGGAUCCCCGUGCUGACAUGAUCUAUAUGAGCCUUUGUUGCUGCAGCCCUUUUCCCGCCGAUAACAUUAUGAGUUCUUCAUUCUCUGUACUACUCUGCAAACCGCUUGAUUACGUUUUCUAAAUUCAGGUUUGGGAUUUGCCUCCUGCUCUAAUAACUUUUCUCGCACACGCUUUGAAAGCUAAACUUGAAGAUUGCUGUUGCCAAUUCCUACAGGUGGAGUCGUAAGAUCAGCUCAGUUCCGUGUGCCUUAAACCAUUUCAUGUACACGUGACCUACUAGUACAUGCACUGCAUUGUCACUGUCCAUGAAUGGCAUGAUUGUGUGUAGCCUGCGAACUACUAGUAUGUCAAAAAAAGUAUUCUUUCUAGACCAACUUGUCCACCAACUCUUCUACUAGUAUGUGCUGCAAGCAAUUAUGGAUUGUGGAUACCCCGAACUCGAUGAAACGAAUUAUUACUUGUUGUCGUUUGAGGCAUUUCAUCCUUUCCUAUAAUCAAAGGUUAUUUGCUCAUUCCUUGUCUGAGUUCGAUGCUUCAGAAUCGUAGUAACAGUUGA